ACGAGGGGCCUCCAGUCGCGAGAGCAGGGCCUGGAAUGGCUCCCCCGGGCUGGGGGGGAUGGCCCUCCCGUUCCCACCACCCAUCCCGGGACUCUGCCUGGUCCGUGCCUGGCAGCCGGCGAAGGGAGCUGCUGGGCGGCCGUGCCUCAGCUGCCGGGGCGGGAACUGCCCUCUCUGGUUGAGGGAAGGACGCUUGUGCCUGCCUGUUGAUGCCGAAGCGGCGAUGAGAGGCUCUGCGAGGGCAGCGAUGGCUCAGUUUGUAAGACUCGAGGAGUGGGGGGAAAACCUUGUUUCUAUGGCACAUGAAGCAUGAUCUUGGACCAGUCGCCGUUCCCAACCUACAACGUGAAGUGGAUCAGCCUUGGUCUGCAGGGAUGGGAAAAUUAGUGUUGUCUGUGCAGUGCUUACGUGUUUAUCACGGGCCUGUCAUUGUUACCAUAACGCUAAAAUGGCAUUCACUUGAAAGAGCUUGAUUUACUUUUCAUGAACCAUGCUAUUUACCUGCUUUUGCUUAUAACAACGGAAGAACAUUGAUCAGCUUAAUUUUUGUUUGCCUAAUUGGAUUUGUUUCAGGUUUUAAUGCAUUAGUGUAUUGCUGCAAAGUGUACAUAGUAAUCAUGCAUUAAGUGUUUUAGUUGGAAAUGUAAAAACUAGUACGAAAUCCAUUGGCCAUGGAUUUUGCAGUUUUCAAAAUCUGCAGCUUGCCUUGAGUAUGUCUUUUAGCCUGAGAAGAAGUUUUAAAAAAAGCACUUCAUAAAAUCUUGUUGCCUUUUGAGUAACUACUGCUUAAAGGGGUUACGUUAAAGUCCUGAAUGGCAGUUUAGGGAAGGCAGACCAACAUGAUUUUUAAAGGACUCUUCCUGAUCUCAGUGAGACUGAAAUUAGGAAUGAGUGAGGUGAAGAACACCACCUAAAAUAAUCAUGGUAGUGUGUUGAAAACCUGGUAUCUCCUAGAAAGAACUGAAAUGGAGAACUAAAAAUAAUCACGAGUUAUCAAGAAAAUAGAUUCUCUCUAGCAUAAAAUAGUUAGGUGCCAGGUUCCAGGUGUUCAUGGAGCAAAGCAGCACUGAUAAACAUGAUGACUUCAUGCCUUCUCACAUUUCAAAUCCUUUAUAACACCCUUUUGUGAUACACUGCUAGUUGGCUGAGUAUUCCUGGGAUGUGAGGAGCGCUUCUAGAGAACACCAGUCUGCUGCAUUUUGUGGUUAUACUUCAUGCAGUGAUAGGCACUCUAAACAAGGCAGCCAUGCUUUGUCUGUGCACUCUGUAGCUGCCAACUUUGUCUUGUCUGGAAAAAAUAAUGGGAUCUUUCCAUUCGUGGUACACUUGGUGAUGGAUGAAAGGCAGUAACCGCAGUUCCCGAGGAUAAUUGCGACACUGCAUGAUUGUCUCCUGUUGCUUUAGUACUUGAGUUUACUCCCCAGUUUGUGGUGAUUACUGAAAGAGUUUGCAUGUGAGAAGGACAAGUGAGCCGUUUGCAAACAGAGGACUGAGGCUGAGAUGCUUUCUUAGAAGAGAAUGAGAUAAACAUAGUUUGGAAAGAGAGUGCUAUUUCACAGGAGGCUUUCUGGUAUUUGAGUAUGUUUGAAAAAGACAAUGGGCAUUGAUUUCUUAUGCUGUGGUGUCUCUUCAGAUUGACUAGGGUUUUUUUUUAAGAUUAUAAAGGUGUGUGCGUUUUUUCACAAUACCAUUUUCAUUUUUUUAAAAUGGGGGUGGGAAAGAAUGGUGGUUAGAAUGACAGAGUGACUGAACUUGCUUUUAAAAUUUGAGGAAAUGAAAUCACAGUCCCCUCAACUGCACUUACCUAUUAGCAGCAACUUAUGCAUCUGUGCUCAGCAUGAGUAUUACAUGUAUAACUGUCUUAGUGGCUCGACUUCAAAUGAGGUCUCCCAUUUGUGCUGUAACUCUUCCAGGUUAGGGGACAAUGUAAAUUCUCUGGAUGUUUAAACAUGGUUUCAUGUUUACAUGUGCACAAGAGGAAAUUGGCCUGCAUAGCCUUAAACCUUUGCAGGGCUGUAGCAUAUGUGAACAAAUUUUCACUUGUUCAGCAGUUAAACAGUACCUUAAGUCGAGUCACUACCUUUCCUAUCAGCCCUAGAGAAAAUACAAGUGUGGAGGAGAUAUGAGCUGGAUUUCCAGUCAAUGACAAUGGGUUUUCUGUUGAGAACAGAGUCUGUCCCCUUCAGUCAUUCCUGCUCUGCCAGACAUGAUUGUCUGCUGAGGAACAUGAAAAGAGUAGCGGCUGUAAUACUUUCAGGACUGAUGCUGGUGGAUUGGAGAAAUUUAUAAGGAAAGUACUCAAAGCCUCUGGCAAACUAGGCAAGAUAUGAUGAGAAAUAUGCAUGCUCCUUUGUUUAUUUCUUCUUAUUUUUCUUCAGAGCAAAGAAACAUUCAGAAGAACGUCGAUUUUGAGCGGUAUUUGAGCACUAGAAGUCAAGUAGACAUUUCUCAUAACUGUCUUGAGGCUACAGCAUUCAGUGUAACUCCCAGCCAGACAGCAGAACAAGGCCAGCUGUGUCCCGCACCUCUGUCAGGUGGGAAGAGAGAUCCCGGUCAGAGACAGACUAAUCUCUCCUGCCCUUCUCAGCCAUUCCAGGACACCACCACUCAGUUCACCAGUUCCUGCUUCCUGCAGCAGAAUAAUCUCUGCUCUAGGCUGCAGCAGCAGAGCUCUAAGUGUGUGGCUCAUAGGAUUCCCCAUCUUGCUUUGUCAGUGCUCCCUGCUGUGAAUCUCCCUCAGAGACACUCACGCCUUGAGGCUUAUAGUUUAGAAGGGAGAAGGAAUGAGGAUAUUGACAUUCAUCAACACCACCAUCAGAAGUCAGGGGCAGUUGGUAGCUGCUCCAUACACACUGCUGACCAUCACUGUUUAGAAAAUAGGAACAAGAAUAGUGACUCUUCAGUGGAAAAACAAAAGCAUCAACCUCCUGCUGCUUCUUGUAUGGAUCCUGUGAACCCUUCACCGGUCAAUCCACAUUUGCCAUCUCUUGCAGUAGAUUCCCCUCUUAGGCACAAAUUAGUGGCGUGUCCCUCUUCAGGGAGUUCAGGUGAAAGUGUAAAUGCUUGUCACAGUUCAGCACUGGCCUUGGGAGAUCUCAGUCCAUCUGGUUUGGAGUCCCUUCGGUCUCUUCUGCAAUCUUCACAGAUUUCUGCUGGUUUGUACAGUUCAAUCGAGAGGCUUAAGCAGGAAACUGCUUUGAUGGGGAUGUGGGGCUCCCUCCCUCAGGAGCCCAAGUCUUCCCCAGUCAGUAGCAGUUUGUGCUUUGCUCCUGAUGUUUCACCUCCUAGUAUCCUGAGCACGGGAGAACAGCUAGCUGGAGUAAAGACCAGUGCCACUCAGGCAAGAUUGAAAUGGGGUGUCCCAUUUGCUAAAGACUGGAGCCUUGGUGCCCUGACAAGGGACUUUGGUCAUGUAGAACCUCUCUCUGUCUCUCACAGAUACAGGUACAUUGACUUGAACUCAUGGAGAACCAAAAUUUCAGGUGACAUCCAGCCAGAAACCAUCUCUUCUGGGGUGGGCUCUGGUAGGCUAGUGGAUACAGAAGCAGAUUCCUCCUACAGUUGCUCCCCUUAUUUCAGAUGCCAGUCCCAGGCAAAGCCAACUCUGGAAACUGGUAGUCUUUAUGUUCACACAAAAAGUCAUUCCCCUGAAAAGGUUCUUAAAGGAGAAGAGAUAGUUGGUGGGGCAUCCCCACGUGCUAUAUCUUGGAAGCGAGACCUGCCAGCCAGUCCGUAUCUAGAGGCUCUGCAGGUAUCACUGGAGGCAGAUUUGAGUGGGGCUCAGGUGAACGUUGGUGUAGCCAUGUAUGGGACUCCAAGGGAAGUGUGCAUGAGAGUUGCUUCUCCUCCUGGAGAUAAAGAGUUUAGACCAGUCCAGCAGCUUAGUAUUAAAUCUGUAGAAGUCAGUAACUCUGAACCUCAUGUUAAGUCCAGCAAAGAGUCAGAAAAAGUAUGUGACUCUAGAUCACAAGCAGCCAGAAGAGUGGCAUUUGAAGAAGGCUUUGGUGAAUCUUCUGAUAUAGAUUGUAUGAAUAUGAGCAGAGAAGGAAGGAGAAACAAACACUCCUACCGAAGCAGCUGGAGGAACUGGGAAGCUGCCGCCAAUUUUGACCAGUCUGAAGAACCUUCUGCGCAGAGGAGUGCCAAAGAACCACGGUGCUGUGAAGAAGGGAGCCAGACAAAGGAAACUGUGUCCAGAGAGGUGUUGGGGAACAGCUGCUGGUCGUUGAAGGUGAAUGAACAAAGUUUCCAGCACUUAUGUGACAGACAAAUUCUAACUAGGUGUUUCCAAGCCUGGAGGAGACACGUUCUCUGGAAGAGGGCUGCAUCCAGGCAGCUUUACAGACAGCAACUGCUUCGGAAGGGCCUUGGUGCUUUGCAGUGGGCUGUGCACCAAAGGAGGAUGCAGCUGGAGGUAGCCCAGCAGAGAUAUGCCUCGGCUCUGCUAGCUGUCAGCUUCCGCAGGUGGAAGGACGCUGUAGCAAAAUGGAGCAAGAAGCAAGCUUCACAGCCUAAGCCAUAUUCCUGUACCCAAAGUUCAUCAGUCGGGUUUCUUGGAGUGGGAAGAUUAGCAACUAUGACAACUUCAGCUCAGCACCAGUUUACAGUAGGAUACUCAAAGGAAGCAGAGCAGGCUCGCAGGGUGGAGAGAGGACUGUGGACACAGCUUCAUCGUAGGCAGAGAGAAGAGGAGUUCUGCUGGAGAGCUCAAGCAAUCAGAGAUAUGAGACAGCUAGCUGCAGCUUUCAGACUGUGGCGCCUGCAGAAGGAGCUACUAAGCAAAGAGGAAGCCAGGCUUUUGGAAGCCCGCGCUCUGCUGGAAAAGAAGCAGCUACGAAAAGUUUUCUGGCUGUGGCGUUCCCGAUGCUUGGAAAUGGAACAGAUUUUAGCACUGACAACUCAGAUCCAAAGAAACUUGGUCUCCCGGUGCUUCAGUGCAUGGAAGGGGACUGUUGAGCGGAAGACACUUUACAGGUGCAACCUGGCCCAUCUCAGAGCAGUAUCACUGAGGAAAUACUUCCAGCACUGGGUUCAGAUGCUGCAGGUCAGAGAAGAUGAUAAGCAGGCAAUGAUGAACUUCAUCCUUCUACAGUGGAGGCAACAUUAUGGACCAGUUAUAAGCUCAGUAGCUGACAAGACUGCAACAGAGAAGCACGAAGAUCAGCCAUUGUGGACUGUAAAGAGACGGUUUCUGGAGAAAACGGGCUACUCUUUUGAUGACUUCUGCCAAAAGAUGAAGCUCCAGAGAGUGUAUCUGCUGUGGAAAGCAAGGCUGUGUGAGCAUCAUAGAGCUGAUUUUUUCUCUCAGACUUUGGAGCAACAUAGACUCAGAAAAGCUCUGAAAUUAUGGCACCGAAAGUGUCUCACACUGAAAACAAUUGAACAAUGUCCCAAGCACUCACACAAGACUGUCUGUGAAGAACCUUUUGCCAUGCAGUUUUCUGAGGACCUAUCAACAUCUUCUGGCUUUGACAGCAGUGCUCCAGCUACUCUGGCCUCUCAAAGCUCAUUGGAAAAGGAAUACAGUUUUAGUGGCAGCAGCCAGCAGAGCUUCUCCCCGGUUCUAACUGCUGGGAAUGUCGCACACAGACCGAAUUACAGUUCUUUCCUGCAACAAGGCCAGCGUGCAGAGCUGCCAGCUGAGCUGGGUGGGGAGCUGGGCUUACAGGCCUCCUUUCCUCCACAGUGUACUGGAUCUGGAAGAAACUGGUUAGUGGGAGUUCAAUUCCAGUCUUUGGCACUGCAGAUUCCAGACAGUAAUGUCCAGCCUCUCACCAGUUACUCUACAUGGGAACAGAACUGCAGUUCUGACAAGGAAGUGAAGAGUUGCUGGCACCAAGCAGAGAAGUGCUGUCUGCAGAGGUACUUCAUUGUCUGGUCAGCUCGGACUCGGCAACUUGUAAAGGCCCAGCAGUGCUGCAGGCUCAUUCAGCUGUCUCGAGCCUUUCUCGGCUGGCACCACUGGGUUGUGGAAAAUAAGAACCAAAAAGCAGCAGCAGCAGCAGCAGCCCUAAAACAUCAAGUUCAUUACUGCCAGAUGGCUUUCAGCCUAUGGAAGAAGAGAGUGGCCCAGAAAGUGGAAGCUGACCGGAGAUUCAGGUGUCACAUUCACCAGAUGACUGCUGAUGCUCUGUGGCGUUGGCAUUCCUACUGGCAACGGAAACGUGCUGCAAGAGAGCUGCAGCAGCAAUGGGCUCAGCACAGCUGCCAGGAGAAGAAGAGGUUGAUCCUGCAAAUAUGGUAUUGCCAAACAAGGAAGCAGAAAGAUGCUGCUUUAUUCUGGGAUCGUCUUCUCCUGCACAGGUGCCUGGUUACCUGGGCCCAGGUCACAGCUUGUAGACUGAGGCAGCACAAAGCACUCUCUUGUUUUAAAAGGGUCAGAGAGCACCAUCUCCUAGUUGUGAGCUUUACUGAGUGGAAGGUGAAAUUCUUGAGAGCUGAACAGCGGGUGCUGGGAGAGAGAAACCACAGGUGGCAGGAACCCUCUCCGGGUAAAGCCUGUCACCGCUGGCGACUGGCCUCAAGAGGACAGCAAGCCCUGCGCCUAGGAUCUGUGGAUACUGUAAAACAGGCCUGCAACUACUGGACAAAAGCAGCUGCCUUUUCCCAAUGCUCACGGCAGUGCAGUACUCUGAUAGGUGCUAGGAAAAGCAGGAAGAUGUCUCUGUCUUGGUCCAUGAAAGGUGGAAGAGGCAGAGAAAAGGGUUCAGCACCAGCUGUCCCUCCUGGACUUUUUCCCAGUGCCAUUCACCGCUGGCUGGUGAUCUACAGAAACCAAAGCCAGUCUGAAAGGCUGAUGCUCCCUUACCUGGUAGAGAGACCUGGUAUGGUAGGACCCUGUCCUGCACAUGCAAGGGUCCAGGACAACAAAGCAGAGGUGGGCUUGGAAGAGCAGGAUGAAAAGUGGCUUGGAAGGAAGUAUCUGAGGUGGUGGCAUCACAUGGUGAUACUUCGCCGGUGCCAGCAUGACAGGAGACUCCGCUGUCUGGCAAGGGGAUGGCGUCAAUGGAAAGAAGCGAGCAGGGUGGUGAUCCUGGCUCAGGUGUUGGACCAGCAGCGGCUGAUAGAAAAGGCCUGGAGGUUGUGGAGACGACGACAUUUGCAAAACUGUGUGGUGCAGAAUUUUUUGGAGGAGGAAGCCAGGAGCCUACUAUCUCAGGCCUUUGGAAGGUGGCGCCAGCUAACAGCAUUCCAGCUCAAGGACAAAGAACGCUUCUGAAUGGUGGGGGCCUGCCUGCAGCUGCUGCUCAUUUCAGGACACGUGGAGGAUACAGCUGGCUGUCACAACAAAGAGCUGGUCCUGCACAAUCAAGAAAGUGAAUGCUCUGCUCGAGAUAGAAGCAGUGCUGCAGGCCAGAAGCAUGGUAGCCAAAGGACAACCAGGAAGAGGUGGUACCUAGUGAAAGUUCCUCUUUAAAGGACCAAUAUCCUACCUCCUUAGAGGCACAAAUUGGAGAAGUUAUUCCCUUUUGCUGUGAGGUUGCAUUCCCUUCUCCUCCGGACCCUGAUUUUGCUGGAAUUCUGAUUAAAGGUCAAAACCUCACCUUACAGACUUUCCCCUUUACUCAAUGUUUUUUGCUGGACAGGAGUUUAGUGUCAUGCAGGGAGUAAGCAAAUACCUCAGUCUUAAAGUGGUGAGCAGGAGCCUGCCUGCACAAACCUACAUCCUGUUGAUUCCAAGGUCUGGACUGUCCUGGGUAGGUGUGAACACAGGUCUUUAUUUUUAGAUUUGGCUCUUCCCCUGGGGGGGAUUCCCACAUGGCUCCCACCUCCUCCCCCUGUCUAGGUCCAUCAGCUCUUCAUUAAAGCCUUUCAGUGGGUGGCCAACCUCUUGACUGGUUCCUGCUGGUUCCUUUCUGUGCUGAAUGGGCUAGGGAUGAAGGAACCUGCUGGGAACAGCUGAGCACCAAAAGCUUUGCUGAGGCAAGACAGGCGUGUCUGACCCCCAACCUUCCCAUUACUUGCUUCUAUGAUUGAUGCCCUGUAAUUACCCUGGAUAUAUGAGCCCAGUCUCAGACAGCUGUAAUGAGAGGGUCUGAAGAAUCUGGGAGAGGCUUUUCUUCCUUACUUGUUUGAAAGAGAUGCUCACAGCGUGGCAGGGAUCUUGAAAUCCCACUGGGAACUGCCCCAAGGUCUUGUUUUCCUAGCCUGUGGUAGCUUUGCAGGAUUGUUAAGUACACAAAGAAGCCUCCGUAGCUUCCCCAACCCCUUUCAGUGCUGUGGGGCCUAAGGCUGUGUUAAGAGGCAUUAGGUCAGGAAAGAUAGGCUGUCUCUCCCUACAGGUACUGGAAAAGGACCACCACACCUUCUGUGAAGUUGCAGAACUGAGACAAAGGUUGUAGCUGGUUGCUUUGGGUAAACUCUAGGAUUUAAACUUUCUCUUGUCUACUCUGGAGCUCUGUCCAUACUUUACUUAUGGCAUAUGUUGAAAGUGAAGGCAGAAUUGCCCCAUAAACAAUAGGUUUGCUUAAAA
Molecule: messenger RNA, 8473 nt
Organism: Athene cunicularia (burrowing owl)
Lineage: Eukaryota; Metazoa; Chordata; Aves; Strigiformes; Strigidae
Gene: C21H1orf167
Product: chromosome 21 C1orf167 homolog
Exons: 21
Coding region: 2327-7219 (1630 amino acids)
Source: RefSeq, a predicted model, not a curated record